Molecule: messenger RNA, 2215 nt
Organism: Impatiens glandulifera
Lineage: Eukaryota; Viridiplantae; Streptophyta; Magnoliopsida; Ericales; Balsaminaceae
Product: probable inactive ATP-dependent zinc metalloprotease FTSHI 3, chloroplastic
Exons: 4
Coding region: 240-1955 (571 amino acids)
Biological process (GO): proteolysis
Cellular component (GO): chloroplast thylakoid
Molecular function (GO): ATP hydrolysis activity; ATP binding; ATP-dependent peptidase activity
Source: RefSeq, a predicted model, not a curated record
UAAGCCGACUCGCGUGUAUCUUCUGUAUCUCAGUUCUCAGAAAGAAAUACAGAGAGAGAUCGAGCUAAUUUUAUGCAUACGGGCUCUGAAUUUUGAUGCCACUUGGAAAUCAAAAACCCAGGUAUAUAUCUAUCUAUCUAUCUUGCUAACUCCUCCUUUCAUCUGCUUCUUCUCGUGAGAAGAAUCGAAGUCUUGUGAUGGAACGAAGAUUUCUCUUGUAGUAAGUAUUGACUGAAUUAAUGGCUUCCUUUUCUAUUGCCUCCAACAAUGGUCCCUUCUUACUUACUCAAGAAAAAUCGAGACUUUCUAUUAAAAACUCCACAUCAUCUUGGGGAGCUUUUGCAUCUCCCUCUUGUUCAUCAAUUUCCUUCUCGGGUUUUAGUAAUUCUCAACAAAGAUUAUUGAUUGAUGAAAAUGGUAAAACUACGCAAACCCAUCUCAGAAAAAGAGACAUUAGUAGAUUUUCGUUAAGAUUCAAGCCGAGGCUUCGAUUAUUGUCUGUAAGGUUUAGAAAGGCGUCUUCUGUAGUAGUAAUAGUGUCUAUAUUGGAUGGAAUUGGACCAUUUAUCAGAAAGAACAUAAGAAAAAUGAUCAUUCCUGCCUCAAUUUCACUUGCCUUUGGUCUCUCCUUUCUAUUUCUAAAAUUGACUGCAAUUCCAUCUCCAAAAGCUGUACCCUACUCUGAUUUGGUCUCCAACCUUCAGCAUGGAAUUGUAUCAAAAGUUCUGUUUGAAGAAGGAACGCGUCGUAUUUACUACAACAGUGAUUCUUGGAAUGCUGACACCUCUCAAAACGAGGUUGAUAUUAAAGCUAAGCCUCAACGAGGUUGUCGAGCUUCGAAAUGGGAAUACUCUACCCGAAAGAUAGACCACGACGAGAGCUAUCUUUUAAGCUUGAUGAGAGAAAAGGGAACAAUGUAUAGCUCAGCUCCUCAAUCACUUUUGAUGUCUAUGAGAUCUAUCUUGAUUACAGUUAUAUCGUUGUGGAUUCCUUUAACUCCAUUGAUGUGGCUUCUUUAUCGUCAACUUUCUUCCGCUAAUAGUCCUGCCAAGAAACGACGUCCUAGCACCAACACGGUUAGCUUUGAUGAUGUAGAAGGCGUUGAUGCUGCGAAAGUAGAGCUCAUGGAGAUAGUGUCGUGUCUGCAAGGCGAUAUUAACUAUAACAAACUAGGAGCGAAGUUACCGAGAGGUGUUCUUCUGGUUGGUCCACCCGGGACGGGGAAGACCUUACUAGCUCGGGCAGUAGCAGGAGAAGCCGGAGUUCCAUUUUUUAGCGUUUCAGCCAGUGAAUUUGUGGAGCUUUUUGUUGGUAGAGGGGCUGCCCGAAUUAGAGACCUUUUUAGUGUGGCUAGGAAGAAUUCCCCGUCAAUCAUCUUCAUUGACGAGCUUGAUGCGGUUGGAGGGAAACGUGGUAGAAGCUUCAACGAUGAACGGGAUCAAACGCUAAACCAGUUGUUGACGGAGAUGGAUGGAUUUAACUCGGACAUGAAGGUGGUAGUUAUCGCUGCAACUAAUAGACCAGAAGCUUUGGAUGCAGCCCUUUGUCGGCCCGGUCGAUUCUCGAGAAAGGUUUUUGUUGGCGAACCGGACGAAGAUGGGAGGAGGAAAAUCUUGGGCGUUCAUUUGAGAGAAGUUCCUUUAGACGAAGAUAGCGGGCUCAUUUGUAGCCUUGUCGCAUCUCUUACUCAAGGAUUCGCGGGUGCUGACCUGGCAAAUAUCGUUAACGAAGCAGCUCUACUUGCUGCUCGAAGAGGUGGGGAAUGUGUAAGUAGGGAGGAUAUUAUGGAAGCUAUUGAAAGAGCAAAGUAUGGAGUCAAUGGAAAGGAGGCUAGACAAAGCACCCUAAGCAAGGAACUUGGAAAACUCUUUCCUUGGAUGCCAUUGUUGAACGGAAAGAGCGACUCGAGACAAGAUGGUUUUGAAGGUCCUCUCGGCUAUCAGACACUAAGUUGAUUGUUGAUUCAAACAUCCUUAUUGUCGUGUUGUCCUUGAUUCUAUGGAGAAAGAAACAAACAUUUUUCACGAAAGAAACAUAAUUUUUUGAACGUCAAAGCGCUGCAUAAAUCAAGUUAAUACAUUAUUCUAUAAAUGAAUACGGAUAAAUCAAAUCUUUAUUCAGGAGGCUCCAAUUCUGAAAUGAGAAAAACUAACUAAUAAGCCGACUUCUGUUGGCUAUAUCGCAGUAUACUGUGAACAUCGAUUAUGCCUGGAGG